CUGCCCUGAGCAGCCCGAGGAGCCUACUCGGUCCCGGCCCUGCCCCAGCCCGCGGUCUGCAAAGUCUGGGCAAGGCGGGCAGGCUCCGAGCUGUCUGCGGGAGACACUCCCAGCAACCUGGGCCUCUUGCCACCUGGCUCCCAGCACCCCGUUUCCCAAAACACCCCGAGACCCUGAGAGUCUUGACUUAGGAGCAGCUGCUGCCAAGCCAGGCCUGGUUUAAACCCUGCUUCCUGGCGAGAGGACCCUGGGCACCCACCUUCACCUCUCACAGCCUCAGUUUCCCCAUCUGCAAGAUGGGGGUAACAGCGGGCGGUGCCUCCCUCAUUUGGUUGCCGGGGCCAUUCACGUCCAGGUCCAGUGGGUUAUUACUCUGCUCCCUCAUCAGGCCUGAGCUGUCACCCAGCCCCCACUGCACUGUGCGCCUCCUCUUAUCUCUCAGCCCAGUGAGUUUCCGUGCCAGCCUUUCUGCCCCGGGGCGAGCUGUGUGUCCUGGGUGGGGAGCAGAGUAGGAGGGGACUGGGAGCCAGAGGCACCGGCCUGGCAUCCCGGUGGCCCUGCUAAAGCUGGACCCUCCCUCAGACCCCUCCAGGGCUGGCACUGCGACAUGCAAGAGGUGGCCCUGAGCCUGCUCGUCCUCCUGGCAGCAGGCCUGCCUGCCCUGGACGCCAACGACCCUGAAGAUAAAAACAGUCCUUUCUACUAUGACUGGCACAGCCUCCGGGUCAGCGGGCUCAUCUGUGCGGGGCUUCUGUGCGUCAUGGGCAUCAUCGUCCUCCUGAGUGGGAAAUGCAAAUGCAGGUUCCGCCAGAAGCCCAGCCACCGACAAGCGGACACCCCACCUCUCAUCACUCCAGGCUCUGCCCCUAACUACUGAGGAUCAGCUGUAAGAGCACAGAGGGCUGCUCUCUUUCCCCAAGUACCUGCUCGGCACAGGGGCCUGAACUCCAGGAUGGAAUUCUCCCUCCUCUCCUCAGACCGCCUUGCCAGGGCCUCAUCCCACCUCUCAUUGGGGUCUCUUUGUUCAAUUUUUUAUCUGAAAUGAUCUUGCCUCCUG
Molecule: messenger RNA, 1057 nt
Organism: Diceros bicornis minor
Lineage: Eukaryota; Metazoa; Chordata; Mammalia; Perissodactyla; Rhinocerotidae
Gene: FXYD3
Product: FXYD domain containing ion transport regulator 3
Exons: 7
Coding region: 608-877 (89 amino acids)
Biological process (GO): regulation of sodium ion transmembrane transporter activity
Cellular component (GO): membrane
Molecular function (GO): sodium channel regulator activity
Source: RefSeq, a predicted model, not a curated record